UCCGAGCAUGCGCAGUAGAGUCGGCUUCAUCGUUAAGCGUCAGUGCUAUGACAACAAGGGGAUGACUUCAGCAAGUUGCUUAGGGAGACACAAGAAAUGUGUUUUUUUGUCUGAAUAAGAAAACUUCCACUUUUUAACGAGCCAGCAUCUUCGUUUUAAGUCAGAGGCAGCAUGUCUCUCUUCAAGGCCCGGGAUUGGUGGUCUGCGACCCUAGGUGAUGGGGAGGAGUUUGACCAGGGAUGCCUCUGUGUGGGAGAUGUGGAUAACAGCGGCGCAGGUCACGACAAGGUGGUGGUGGGCAGCUACAUGGGGAUAUUGCGGAUCUUCUCCCCCCACAGCAGUACGACCGGAGCGGGAGCUCAGAGCCAGGCUGACCAGCAGCUCCUGGAGGUCCAGCUGCAACACCCCAUCAUCCAGGUUGAAGUGGGCAAGUUCGUGUCGUGUUCAGAUCAGCUCCACCUGGCUGUUCUUCAACCCAGAAAGCUCUCUGUGUACUCUGUCUCAGGCACAGCAGGGAAUGUAGAGCAUGGGGCCCAGUACCAGCUGAAGCUGGUGUAUGAACACAACCUUCAGAGAACCGCUUGCAACAUGACAUCUGGCCCCUUUGGAGGAGCCACAGGCCACCACUCUGUGUGUAUCCAGUCUAUGGACGGUAUGUUGAUGUUCUUCGAGCAGGAGAGCUACUCUUUCGGCCGGUUUCUACCUGGCUUUCUGCUGCCUGGCCCACUGGCCUACUGCCCUCGAACCGACAACUUCCUCACCGUCUCCUCUACCAGGCAGCUGGAGAGCUACAGGUACGAGACGCUGGCUGUGGCCACAGACGCGGAGAGCCGGCAGGAUGCAGAGCUUCCUCUGAAGACAGGGGGGAAGAGACUGACGCCUGACUGGACGGUGGUCCUGGGCGAAGCGGCCCUGGACCUCAGCAUUCCCUCCUUAUCCCACGCCUCCUCCUCCAUCUGCGUCCUCGGAGAGAGGAACCUCUACUGUUUCCGCGACAACGGGCAGAUCCGCUUCAUGAAGAAGCUGGAGUACAACCCCAGCUGUUUCCUGCCCUACGCCUCAGUAGCGGAGGGCACCAUCAACCUGUUGCUUGGGAACCACAACAACAUGAUGCUGGUGUUCCAGGACACGACCCUGAAGUGGGCCGCCCAGCUGGCCAGUGUCCCCGUCGCCGUACGCGUGGCCAACUUCUCGGAGCUGAAGGGGGUGCUGGUGACCCUGAGUUCAGAGGGCCACCUGCAGUGCUCCUACCUGGGCACGGACCCGUCCUUCUUCUCCACGCCCAAGGUGGACGCCCGCGAGGUGGACUACGAGCAGCUGGACGCCGAGAUGAAGACCCUGCAGAGGGUCAUCAGAGAGGCCACGCGCACCCAGGACAUCCUGCCCAAGGCUGACACCGAGGAGGCCGUGACCGUCACCGCUACUGUCUCAUCCAGCAUGGACACCCCCUCGCAAGCGCUGAUUCAGGACAUCGAUGACCUGCCUGUCCCAUCGGUCACUGUCAAGGUGAAGGUCAAGUCCAGCUGUGUGAUGCAGGGGUCCAAACUGACCAUCAGCGUCCGGCCCCCUCUGGCAGUCUCUCAGGACCAGUUCACGCUGGAACCAAUGGGUGCGGGCUCCUCCACUGUAGUGGCGUUCUCUGCGUUCCUGAAUGGCCACUACCCCCCUGCUGAUCUGAGUGGAGACGUAGCAGUGUCAUACAGCUCCCCUACUGAAUUGAACCCAAAAGGGGUUCCCAGAGUGCAUCAGUCCAGGUUUGAUCUCCCGCUGGCGCUGGUGUGCAUGUCCUCAUCUCCCGCCAAGAGCGCCACACACAAGAUCACCGUGGAUACCAACAAGCCGCCCGUCAACCUCACCGCUGUUUUCCCAGAGUUCUAUGAGAAGGCGGAGGAGAGCGAUGGAAACAGUCUGGCUGUCCAGUUCCUCUCAGGAGCCCGCGUCACCGUACUGGCCUCCAAGACGUCACAGCGCUACCGUGUGCAAAGCGAGAGCUUUGAGGACAUGUGGCUGGUGAUCAAGGAGCUGGUCCAGAGGUUUGAGCAUCACUUCGCCCAGCAGGGGGUCAAAGAUCUCCGCCACUCCUUCUCCGGACCUCUGCCCCUGUCCGAGUACUUCCAGACCGUGGACAACCACUUCCAGCUGCGUGUGAGCGCCCAUCAGUACCAGGACCUGCUGGCUGAGCGAGCGGUCCAGUUCCGAGCCAUCCAGCGGCGGCUGCUGACCCGCUUCAAAGACAAGACCCCCGCCCCCCUGCAGAACCUGGACAGCCUGCUGGACGCCACCUACCAUCAGUUGAUGGCCUUAGCGGACGCUGCGGAGGAGAACCGGCUCCUAUUGGAGCAGGCGUUUGUCCGUCUGCGUAGCUCCACCCACUUGCUGGUGCUGCUGUUGAGUCUGUGGCAGGGCCUGACCCCCGACCAGACCAACAUACUGGAGGCUACCCUGCUGCCCCUGCUGCAAGACACACCCACACUGGGCUGGGAGGAGAGCUGUGACGCGGCCGUCUCCCACCUGCUGAGGAGCUGCCUGUCGCGGAGCCCCAAGGACCAGGCGGCCUCGCUGGCCCAGAGCGCGGGGCCCGCCCUGGGCCUGCCCGCCGACACCGGCAGGCUGAAGAAGCACAUCACCCUGCUGUGCGACCGCCUGGGGAAGGGAGGCAGGCUCUCCCUGGCCUCCGAGACCAACGCCCCGGUGCCAGCCCAGGUCCAGACGCUGGUCCGGCCCGGUGGCGUCGAGCCAAUCGCAGAGGCCGCUGGGGAUGCCGAGGACCCGCCCCUCGCCCAAGACGCGGCCAAGUUCAUCAAGAAGAAGCAGCCGUCCAGGAAGGCCAAGAAAGGUUUGGCACCUUGUCCCCCUUCCUCCUGUUGAGCCUCUGUCCUGUGU
Messenger RNA from Gadus macrocephalus (Pacific cod), 2883 nucleotides. RefSeq names its product Bardet-Biedl syndrome 9 (gene bbs9). The record is from RefSeq and is a predicted model, not a curated record. The coding region runs from base 172 to 2868 and encodes 898 amino acids. The transcript is spliced from 22 exons. Lineage: Eukaryota; Metazoa; Chordata; Actinopteri; Gadiformes; Gadidae. Gene Ontology annotation, cellular component: BBSome; membrane. Gene Ontology annotation, biological process: cilium assembly.